GCAGCCGGCGAAUGUGUUCGUCACCUGCGGAUCACGGGGGUGGGGCUCUGUGAGAGGCUUCAAACCAUUGGAGAAGAACUCUCUGUUUAUGCAAACAAUUUGGGCGUCAACUUGGAGUUCUCGGUGGUGGAGAAGAAUUUGGAAAAUCUGAAACCAGAGGACAUAAAAUGGAGGGAAGAAUAGGUUCUUGUGGUGAAUAGCAUUCUGUAGCUGCAUUGCAUGGUGAAGGAAAGUCGUGGGGCUUUGAAUUCGAUGCUGCAGAUGAUUCACGGGCUAGGAAUUUUAACCGUUCUUACCUGUAGUUUUGUCUCACAGCCGCAGACAGAGAUGGAAGCUGUGUGUGGAAGUUUUUGGGUCACAUUCUUUCUUCCACACUCACCCAAGUCUAAUCUCCCUCUAUUUCGCUCUACUCAUCAACACCUAACAGCAUUUCCUUCACAAUCCCAUCUUUUCUUAUAUCACCCUCCUCCCUAUGCCAAUGCUAAAACCCUUCGUGCCAGAACCUCCUCCAAACUCGUCAUUUUCCUUCUCCACUUAAUUGCUUCUUUGGAACAAGUUGACCAUACUUACAUAAUGGUCAAGCCCGACGGCGUGCAACGUGGCCUCGUGGGAGAAAUUAUUUCUAGGUUUGAGAAGAAGGGGUUUAAGUUAACCGGCUUGAAGCUCUUUGAGUGCUUGUGUGUAUGUAUGUCAUGUGUUGAGUGCAGUGGUUUUUCUUACUGUUGGGAUUAUUAUGGGGUUCAGGAGCAUUACAAGGAUCUAAAACAAAAGUUAUUCUUCCCCAAGCUGAUUGACUAUAUUACUUCAGGUCCUGUUGUGUGUAUGGCUUGGGAGGGGGUUGGGAUAGUCGCAUCGGCCCGUAAACUUAUAGGCGCUACAUAUCCUCUUCAAGCUGAACCAGGCACAAUAAGAGGAGACCUUGCUGUUCAGACACGAAGGAAUGUUGUUCAUGGCAGUGACAAUCCUGAGAAUGGCAAGCGUGAAAUAGGUAAGGCCUCUUAUGCUAUCCAGUUUAACCCAAAUACAUGCAACAAACAUAGAUGUGAAUUGUGA
This is a messenger RNA of Glycine soja, 1053 nucleotides long. Its product is annotated as nucleoside diphosphate kinase 2, chloroplastic-like. The record is from RefSeq and is a predicted model, not a curated record. Bases 220 to 1053 code for a protein of 277 amino acids. Gene Ontology annotation, molecular function: nucleoside diphosphate kinase activity. The transcript has 6 exons. Lineage: Eukaryota; Viridiplantae; Streptophyta; Magnoliopsida; Fabales; Fabaceae.